This is a messenger RNA of Argiope bruennichi, 1185 nucleotides long. RefSeq names its product N6-adenosine-methyltransferase TMT1A-like. The record is from RefSeq and is a predicted model, not a curated record. The transcript is spliced from 3 exons. Lineage: Eukaryota; Metazoa; Arthropoda; Arachnida; Araneae; Araneidae. Gene Ontology annotation, molecular function: S-adenosylmethionine-dependent methyltransferase activity. The coding region runs from base 314 to 1081 and encodes 255 amino acids.
AACGAUCAACUCUGAACAAGUACCUUCUACAUGGAGGACAUGGUGGCCACGAUAGAUUUAUACGUCCACCAGCCACCACAUACAUGGGGAGUCUUCGGCCGGCGGGAUUCAAGCUCACUAUCCAAUUGAUGUGAAUUCAACACUCUACCACCCAGGCUAUUCUGGCCUUCGAUACAUUGUGAAUUCAUGUUUUGCUUUAGAGGAAAUCAUGUUAUGUUUAAAAAGAAUAAUUGGGCGAAUCGUUUCAAAUCAACAAAACAACCACUUCUCCAGCAAAUAUCAACUGUCCAUUUCAACAAAGUAGUCAACACACAUGGAUGCCAACAUCGAAUUUGUCAUUUACACAGCGCUGACCGCAACGGUGUGGAUGCUUUCACUUUCCUGGUUGCUACCGUUUUUGCUUCUUCUCAAAUUCAGCAAAUCAAUUCGAAAUAAGUGGUUCUCAUGGCUCUUCGUUACUAUCAUCAGCCCUCUGUUGAAUCCUGUAAUGAUUAAAAUGAGAAAAAAGGCUUUCAGUCGUCUGAAAGAUCAUUUGGGGGACAGAAAGAGGAACACCCCUUUAGAAAUUCUGGAGAUAGGUAUUGGAGGAGGAGCCAAUUUGCAGUACUAUCCAGAAAAUUCGAAUCUGACCGCUGUGGACAUGAAUCCAUCGUUCAUAACAUACUUUGAGGAAAACCGGCAGAAGUACCCUCAAGUCAACUUCAAGAGAACUGUUAUAACCAUGGCCGAAGAUAUGCAUGAGAUCGAUGAUAAUUCCUUUGAUGUUGCAAUCUGCACCUAUACCCUCUGCUCUGUGAAAAGUGUGCGAUCUGCUCUGAAUGAAAUCAAACGCGUGUUAAAACCUGGUGGCAAGUUUCUUUGUGUGGAACACGUCCUAUACUCCAAAUCGAGUUGGAAUUCGUCGCUACAGAAGUUUGCUGCCCCCUUGUGGAAAAUAUAUUUUAACGGGUGCACUUUAACACGAAAAAGUGAUGAAGAAAUUAGAAAGACUGGGUUUAAAGACGUUGUAAUAGAGAUGCACCAUCCUAAAGAUAUGUGGUUGGUUGCAAGGCCACAAAUUAUCGGAAUAGCUACGAAGUAACUCAUUGACCAUCAUCAGAUUGCAAUUACGUGUAACCACAUUGCUUUUUCUUUUUGUUGUUGUUGUUGUCUGUCUUGUGCAUAAAAAAGAAUUUUUGAUUUGUG